Mya arenaria is the source of this 1263-nucleotide messenger RNA. Its product is annotated as photoreceptor outer segment membrane glycoprotein 2-like. Lineage: Eukaryota; Metazoa; Mollusca; Bivalvia; Myida; Myidae. The record is from RefSeq and is a predicted model, not a curated record. Gene Ontology annotation, cellular component: membrane. The coding region runs from base 1 to 1263 and encodes 420 amino acids. Gene Ontology annotation, biological process: visual perception. The transcript has 4 exons.
AUGGUUUUUCCAAUAACGUUUUCUGAGAUUGGCAGGAAUAAGCUAGCUAUUGUAAGUGCUAUUCUGUGUGCUUUACUCGCACUGUCGGGACUCUGUCUGAUCUGUGUUGGCCUCUACAUACAGGUCACCAUCAACGAUGAACUGAUUUUACUGGAAAACUAUAACGACGGGAUGCUUCCGAACUUUCUCAUAAGCGUCGGUGUGAUCAUGAUCAUUCUGAAUACCGUCACGGCAAAGUUCGCGUACGACAGCGGGUUUGCAAGCACCAGUGAAAAGUACCGCCUCGCCAUGAUGCCCAUGCUUGUGGUCAUGUUCCUUUUCAUUUGGAUCAUCCUUGCGGCCAGCAUCAUAAGUUUUGCCCACCGAUCCAGUGUCGAGGAUGCUCUCCACGACGGCAUUAAAGAUGCCAUGCGGCGCUACAAGAACACGCUUCCAGUCAAGAAGAGCCUGGACCGCCUGCAGAUGGACGUCCGUUGCUGCGGAAGUCGCUCGUUUAAAGACUGGUUCAAAAUUGGCUGGAUCAACAUGGACUACGUGAACGUGAAGGAUCCUAAGUUGAAACCGCUUAUCAGAGACAAGAACAUAUUCACACAGAGCGUCCCAUUCAGCUGUUGUGACGUCACGGCACGGCGUCCAUGCGUGACAGCGGACGUACUGAAUCAUGCCGCUCAUCGGAACUACGACAGUGUCACGCUGUACCGGAAGGGAUGCACGGAGGCGCUCAUGGACAAGUUUCAGAAUAAAAUCCUACAUCCCACCGGAUCUGUCGUCCUGAUUUUGUUUGCAGCUCAGACGCUGCUCCUCAUGCUUCUGCGGUACCUGCAGACGUCCGUCCAGAGUGCAUAUGAUGAGGGCGACCCCGAGGGGCCGGGCCGGGGUCACGUGAUUCCCAACCCUUGUGGCGCCCUCUCCGCGGGAGAUCCGGACAAAUACGUUAAACAGGGAGCCCUCCAGAAGAUGCGCAGAGAACCGGUGCCGGACGAGGUGACUGACGACACAUACGACUCUAUUGUGGACAUAGACGACACAAUGGACUCGACGGCCGCCCAGGCGGGGGGCGAAGGGUACCCGGGUCCACAGGGACCGCCGGAUUUCGGCGAUGGCGGUGACGGAAAGAAGAAAAAGAAAAAAUCAAAGAGUCCAAAGAAAGCUGCAAAGAGAAAGUCGCCCAAGAGGAAGUCUCCCCCAAAAAAGAAAAAGUCUCCCAAAAGUCCAAAGUCUUCCAAAAAGAAGUCAAAGUCAUCGAAGCGAAAAAAAAGAUGA